AUUUUGGUAUCACGGAAGGUCAGCAAGACAACAGAGGAACCUGUGCAUUCAAUUACCAAAGCUCGGUGAAGCCGUAUGGAGAAAUCACCUCUCCAAACUACAAUGGCCUGUACCCACGGAACACAGAGUGCCACUAUCUGUUCUAUGGCAGGGGCAAGGAACGUGUCCAUAUCACCUUCUUAGAUUUCGACGUGGAUGGCCUCAACCCUAG
Messenger RNA from Candidula unifasciata, 211 nucleotides. The record is from the annotation of a GenBank genome assembly. NCBI's taxonomy places the organism in Eukaryota, Metazoa, Mollusca, Gastropoda, Stylommatophora, Geomitridae.